AUGGAGUGGGGCGUGUGGCUGCGGUACGAGCCGGGCGAGUCGGUGCGCGUCGCAGUUCUCCACGGGGCGCAGCUGCAGGGGGCAUAUCUCCGCGAGGCGCAGCUGCAGGGGGCAGAUCUCAGCGACGCGCAGCUGCAGGGGGCAGAUCUCCGCGAGGCGCAGCUGGAGGGGGCAGAUCUCAGCGACGCGCAGCUGCAGGGGGCAGUUCUCCGCGACGCGCAGCUGCAGGGGGCAGCUCUCCGCAGGGCGCAGCUGCAGGGGGCAAAUCUCUGCGAGGCGCAGCUGGAGGGGGCAUAUCUCCACGAGGCGCAGCUGCAGGGGGCAAUGCUCGACAAGGCGCAGCUGGAGGGGGCAGAUCUCCGCGACGCGCAGCUGCAGGGGGCAUAUCUCAGCUUCGCGCAGCUGGAGGGGGCAUAUCUCUGCGUGGCGCAGCUGCAGGGGGCAAAUCUCGGCAUGGCGCAGCUGCAGGGGGCAGAUCUCAGCGAGGCGCAGCUGGAGGGGGCUCGUCUCUACAAGGCGCAGCUGGAGGGGGCGAACCUCGGGGGCGCCGACCUGCACGGCGCCGACCUCACCGGCGCCAACCUCGGCGGCGCCGACCUGAAGAAUGCCGACUUGCGCGGCGCAGUCCUCAUCGGCGUCAACCUCAAGACGGCCGACCUCGAGGGCGCCGACUUGCGGGGCGCGAAGUUCGAGCGCGCC
Messenger RNA from Emiliania huxleyi CCMP1516, 699 nucleotides. RefSeq lists its product as hypothetical. The transcript has a single exon. The record is from RefSeq and is a predicted model, not a curated record. NCBI's taxonomy places the organism in Eukaryota, Haptophyta, Isochrysidales, Noelaerhabdaceae. The annotation marks the transcript as partial.